Oncorhynchus tshawytscha (Chinook salmon) is the source of this 6947-nucleotide messenger RNA. RefSeq lists its product as uncharacterized. Lineage: Eukaryota; Metazoa; Chordata; Actinopteri; Salmoniformes; Salmonidae. Gene Ontology annotation, cellular component: nucleus; chromatin. The record is from RefSeq and is a predicted model, not a curated record. Bases 79 to 6201 code for a protein of 2040 amino acids. Gene Ontology annotation, molecular function: protein-lysine-acetyltransferase activity. Gene Ontology annotation, biological process: mitotic sister chromatid cohesion. The transcript is spliced from 12 exons.
UGCUCCGGAAGUACACCAAAUCUUUGGUUCACAGGAAAAGGAAAAAAACAGCUGUUGUUGGGAAACAAAACAGUAAAAAUGCCUGCCCCUAAAAGACAACAGACUUCUCAGGAUCCUCAAACUAAGAGAAGAAAGUUGGAUCAGAAUGAAGUGGCCAUGCCAUCUAACAAAAUGACACCAGCCUCUGCAACAUCAAGCAAGCCCCAUAGAGAAGGACCUUCACAGAGAAGGAAUAAGAAAAAGUCCCCAGCACAACGAAAAGACAGAAAUAAACCAUCAAAGUCCGGCCGUCAUUCCUCCAAGACAAGAUCAGCCAAAAAGGCCACCACAAGGACCAAGUCCAAUCCCCCUGUCAAGAAUGCUAAACUGCCGAAAGCCACAAGUACCUCAUCAAAUAAUCCCAACUCUAAAGGAACCCUAAAAAGACCAGCCAAGAUCUCAAAAACAGCUUCCACAGAGUCAGACGAGGAGCUUAUCAGAACUCGCAAACCCGAUUGCAUCAGAAAAUACUCUAAUGGGGAUAGAGGUAAGCGUAAAGGGGCACAGACUAACCCAAAUGAAGCAGCCUUACCCUCAGACCCUGUGCAAAUGGAUCACAAUUAUGGUAUACCCCCUGCAUCUUGUGGUAGUCAUUCUGAAUGUGAUCAAAGUCAAACGAAGGGAGUCACAGAGUCCACCAGAAGCCCAGAGAGCCAGAGAGAUGUAAAGAUGGGAAGUCAAGCAUCUUCAGUGAAGGCUUCAGAUUCCGUACCUAAACAACCUGAGCAGGUGAACCAGAGCAGUGAGACACAGGAGAUGCAGGGAAAUUCUGUGACUACUCCUACAGAUGAAGUUAAUGAGAGUGUAGAGACCAAGCCUGACACACAAAUAAUGUCUCCCGCUAUAUUAGCAUCCUCUGAGAAAGCUUCAGACCCCAUCCAUGAGCAGUUGAACCAGAGCAGUGAGACCCAGGAGAUGCAGGGAUAUUAUGUGACUACUCCUACAGAUGACGUUACUGAGAGUGUAGAGACCAAGCCUGACACACAAAUAAUGUCUCCCGCUAUGUUAGCAUCCUCUGAGAAAGCUUCAGACCCCAUCCUUGAGCAGUUGAACCAGAGCAGUGAGAUGCAGGGAGAUUCUGUGACUACUCCUACGAAUGAAGUUAAUGAGAGUGUAGAGACCAAGCCUGACACACAAAUAAUGUCUCCUCCCGCUAUAUUCGCAUGCUCUGAGAAAGCUUCAGACCCCAUCCCUGAGCAGUUGAACCAUAGCAGGAAGAUGCAGGGAGAUUAUGUGACUACUCCUACAGAGGAAGUUAAUGAGAGUGUAGAGACCAAGCCUGACACACAAAUAAUGUCUCCUCUCGCUAUAUUAGCAUCUUCUGAGAAAGCUUCAGACCCCAUCCCUGAGCAGUUGAACCAGAGCAGGAAGAUGGAGGGAGAUUCUGUGACUACUCCUACAGAUGAAGUUACUGAGAGUGUAGAGACCAAGCCUGACACACAAAUAAUGUCUCCCGCUAUGUUAGCAUCCUCUGAGAAAGCUUCAGACCCCAUCCUUGAGCAGUUGAACCAGAGCAGUGAGAUGCAGGGAGAUUCUGUGACUACUCCUACGAAUGAAGUUAAUGAGAGUGUAGAGACCAAGCCUGACACACAAAUAAUGUCUCCUCCCGCUAUAUUAGCAUGCUCUGAGAAAGCUUCAGACCCCAUCCCUGAGCAGUUGAACCAGAGCAGGAAGAUGCAGGGAGAUUAUGUGACUACUCCUACAGAGGAAGUUAAUGAGAGCGUAGAGACCAAGUCUGACACACAAAUAAUGUCUCCUCUCGCUAUAUUAGCAUCUUCUGAGAAAGCUUCAGACCCCAUCCCUGAGCAGUUGAACCAGAGCAGGAAGAUGGAGGGAGAUUCUGUGACUACUCCUACAGAUGAAGUUAAUGAGAGUGUAGAGACCAAGCCUGACACACAAAUAAUGUCUCCUCCCGCUAUAUUAGCAUCCUCUGAGAAAGCUUCAAACCCCAUCCAUGAGCAGUUGAACCAGAGCAGUGAGAUGCAGGGUGUUCAGGAAUGUUCUGUGACCACCCCUACAGUUCAAGUUAAUGAGAGUGUAGAGAGCAAGCUUGAUGCAUGUAUCAAGUGUGCAGAACCUGUAUCUGAACAGAGCACCAAGAUGCAGGAAAAUGCGACGACUACCCUUGCAGGUCUUGUUGAGGAACGUCUAGAGACUAAGGUCAAUGCAGAAAUAUUAUCUCCUCCAGCUAAAGGCCUAGUAGCAUAUAGCAGCAGUAGUGAUUCCGAAAGUGAGGAAAAUGAAAGGAAGGCAGUCGAAGAGUCAAGAGAUGUGACAAUGGAAACUCAAGUAUCUUCAGAGAAGGUUACAGACCCUGUACAUGAACAGGUGAAGCAGAGCAGUACGAGCCAGCAGAUACAGGAAGAUUCCAUGACCACCUCUACAUAUGAAGUUAGUGAAGGUCCCAUGACCACCCCUAGUGAGAGUGUAGACACCAAGCUUGAUACAAAUAUAAAGUCUCCAUCUAUAGAAGCGUUUUCAGAGGACGCUUCAGACCCUGUCCCUGAACAGGUUAAUCAGAUAUGCAUCGAAAUAGAGGAUAUGCAGAAAAAUUCCAUGACCACCUCUCCAGAUGAAGUAGUUGAACAUUUAGAUACCAAGCUUGAUGCAAAAAUAGAUAUCCCUCCACCUCUAGAAGGGUCCUUUGAGGAGACCCAUACGGUUGAAGUCAGUGAGAGUGCAGGGACCACGCUUGAUGCAAAUAUAAAGGGUCCACACCCUGCAACUGUACAUGUGAUGCAGAGCACUGAGAUGCGGGAAGAUUCUGCGCCCACCCCUGCAGAUCAAGUUAGUGAGAGUUUAGACGCCAAGCUUGAUAUCGAAGUAAAAUCUCCUCCGCCGGUGGAAGUAGCCUCAGAAGAGACUUCGGACAAUGUCUCAGAACAGGUGAAGCAGAGCGCUGAGAGACAGGAGGUCCAGGAAGAUACCAUGACCAUCCCUACAGAUAAACCUCGGGAAGGUUUAGAGACUAUGUCGGGUGCUAAGAUAAAGUCUCCACCCCUAGAAGCACUUUUCAGUGCUCUGAAGGAGUCCAGUCUUUGCAAACACCCCCUGUCUGACACAAUGCGCUCAAAUGUCAAAGAGUUUCUGGAAGUAGAGGAUUCCUUAGAAAUCAUGAAUAAAGACUGUGACUUUGGUGUGACGGAGAGCAUUGAGUGUACCUUAGACCUGGAGACCCCGAUUAUUGUUGAGGAUAUGGAGAUUGGUCACUGUGUUGUGGAGGUGGUGGGAGAGAAUGGGGAAGAUGUGGAUAUGGAUAGUGAUCUGGAAAUCAUAGACAACUCUAAGGAGGUGCCAGAGAAGACAGUCCAGCUAACCAAAGGGUCUGAAGAUGAGUGCUGUCUAGAUAACAGUGAAGCUGGUACUGAAAAGAAAGGCACACGCUCCUCUAACCAAGACAGCACAAAUAGUGUCAAGAAGGAAGUUGCCAAAAAGACACAGUGCCCGGAAAAACCUAAGAAACAGCAGAUGAACCCUCAGGCCCGGACUAAAGCACGACUAGCGGCGCUAGCUGAGCAAAAGGCCGCCGCCUCCAAAAAAGCGAGCAGGCAGCUCAACCUCCUUGCCUUAUGUGAGGAAAUAGCGGACGAUAUCGCCACGGACACCAUGCUAUUAAAGACGGAGGAAGAGGAUGAGCAGGUUGUAAUGGCUGAGGCUGAACCCAGCAAGGAGCCAGAAUGCCCACAGCCUUUCACACAGACUGAGACUGUCCCUAUCCCUCCAACUCCUGCCGGGCCCAAGGAGCCCUCUACCCCAGUAGCACCAGUUGCUGCAGUUUCUGCUCCAGCCAAGCCCCCAGCUCCAGAGACACCACAGAGGCGCUUCUUCAUCAGCCAAGUGACGGUGCCCCUCAAAAUCCACGAGAAGAAGAAGCUUACCAGGUUCCAGAGGCUGCGGCAGGUGGAGCUGCAGCGGGAGAAGAAUAUGUCCUGGACCAUGGUGAAGAAGCUCAAGUCCGAUCAGGCCAAUCAGAAGAUGUUUCCGGAGACAGAGGCUAAACCUGCCCCCCCAUUACUGUCCACUCCAGCAGUAGCAGCACCCAUCCCAGUGACCACAACACCCUCACCCCCCUCAGCCAGUCCAGCAGCACCCACAGUAGCUGCACCCUGUCCUACCCCAGCCGCAGCCAGCCCAGCAGUAACCCCUAAGCUUGAGCCCCUCAAAGUUGAGCCCCCCAAAGUGACCCCAAGUAAGGGACCCACCCUUAGAAAGAGGACACUUCCAGCAGUACCCCCGCCGAUGCCUAACGGGCUGAAAGCUCAGAAGGCCAAGCCUGUGGCGGAGUAUAAGCCUUACAAAGCCAGGCCCAAGUACUCUUUUGAUGACUUUCAACUGGAUGAUGAGCCGAAACCCACAGUGCAGAAGGCAGUAUUACCGACCGUGCAGAGGACGGCAUUGAAACCUACAUCUACCACCAUUCCGAGGGCAGCAGUGACACUUACGACAGCGGCCAAACAUGAGGACUCAAAACCUAUCGGCCAGAAGACAGCAGUGCCUACCAUGCAGAAGCCAGGGGUACCUACCGGCCAGAAGACGGCAGUACCUACCAUGCAGAAGCCAGGAGUACCUACCGGCCAGAAGACGGCGGUACCUACCGGCCAGAAGACGGCGGUACCUACCGGCCAGAAGACUGCGGUACCUACCGGCCAGAAGACUGCGGUACCUACCGGCCAGAAGACUGCGGUACCUACCGGCCAGAAGACUGCGGUACCUACCGGCCAGAAGACUGCGGUACCUACCGGCCAGAAGACUGCGGUACCUACCGGCCAGAAGACGGCGGUACCUACCGGCCAGAAGACGGCGGUACCUACCGGCCAGAAGACGGCGGUACCUACCGGCCAGAAGACGGCGGUACCUACCGGCCAGAAGACGGCGGUACCCACCGCGCAGAAGCCGGCGGUACCCACCGCGCAAAAAAUAGUUGUGCCUACCACUCAGAAGACCGCACCAACUGUGCAGAAGGCAGUUGUGACAAAUCCAACAGUGCAGAAGGCAGUAGACACACCGACCCCUAUGCCCGGAAAUAGCGGUAACGUUGAGGACUCCAAACUCACUGUACAGAAGGCAGAAGUGCUUAAACCCACUGUACAAAAGGAAACCUUGGUACCUACACUUACCCCUCAAACUGAGCAGAAAGCGGAAGCAUCACCUACGCCCAAAACUGCCAAAGAUAAGGAUUCCAUAGCACCAGUGUCUUCCCCUCCCUUUGAAGAGACCCCACGAGAUUCUGUUGACAAGGAUCAGUGUGAAGAAAAGCCUGCUGUUGCUGAGAUUAAACCGGCAUCCCCAAAGGUCAAGACAGAGGGCACGACAACAACAGAGUCCUCUGACUCUGUGGUCGUGCAAUCAGCAGAUAAUAGCAGUCCCCUCUCUGACGCAUGUCUGCAGAAAGAGAUAAAAAAACUAAAGGAGGCCGACAAAGAUGACAAUCAAACCACCACUGAUGCAGGGCAGAAGCACUUUGGAGCGGUGACCUGCGGUGUGUGUGGGAUGCUGUAUUCCGCUGCCAACCCGGAGGAUGAGUCCCAGCACCUGCACUUCCACAACCAGUUCAUCAGUGCUGUCAGAUAUGUGGGGUGGAAGAAGGAGAGGAUUCUGGGAGAGUACCCCGAUGGCAAGAUCAUCCUUGUCCUUCCAGAUGACCCCAAAUAUGCACUGAAGAAGGUUGAGGAGAUCAGAGAGAUGGUGGACAAUGACCUAGGCUUCCAGCAGGUGGAGACCAAGUGUCCCUCCCAGACCAAAACCUUCCUGUUCAUCUCCAAUGACAAGAAGGUGGCUGGGUGCCUGAUCGCUGAGCACAUUCAAGAGGGCUACAGGGUGAUCGAGGAGGCGGUACCCGAGGGCUCGGAGGGAGAGAAGGUGAUGUUUGAGCGUCAGAGAGCCUGGUGUUGUUCCACUGACCCAGAGCCAGCCCUCUGUGGCAUCAGCCGCAUCUGGGUCUUCAGCAUGAUGAGACGGACGGGCAUCGCCUCGCGCAUGAUCGAGUGUCUCAGGAACAACUUCAUUUACGGCUCCUACCUGAGCAAGGAGGAGAUUGCCUUUUCCGACCCAACGCCCGACGGGAAGCUUUUCGCUACACACUACUGCGGCACCUCGCAGUUCCUGGUUUAUAACUUUGUCAGUGGGACUCGUUCAGACCAACAGAGUCUUAGCGUGGUGUAAGUAAUCGCAUCAAGGUGGAUUUAUUGCUGAGGCCCAGUGAGACUUGCCCUCACCAACUAACCAACCAAUCUCUGGAUCUUGUCGUGGGGACAGCCUGUCACAAGCACAUUGUGGUUCUUUUAGACUGAAGAGUUAAGACUCAGACUGACUCUUCUGAGGGGGACAUCUUGGUUUUUAAUCUCAGGUUGAAAACAACAACUUGUUGUUUGAAAAAUAUUUAAAUUCUCCCUUUAAUCCCUGCAUAGUAUUUUGAGACAAAUAAUAUUUUUCUUUAUGUUUUUUAAAUAAGAAACAAGCGUUUUAUUGGAAGCAUUAAUGCGUUUACAUGCAUGAAACUUGACAGCAAUAGAAUACAAAGAGCAUUUCACAAUUCAUAGUUUCCAAAAAUCGGAGAGAUACACUACAUUUUACUCAAACGGUUCUAAAACAAUGCUGUGGUCCUGUUCUAAUAAUGCAUUGAAUUAAUUUUAGCCUCUUAAAUCAGGUUAAAAGUUGCUGUACUAAGGUGAAGACUUAUUCCUCUUGUGUAGGGGAUGUUCUUGCACACAUCAUGUUCAUCAUCUCUUGACAUUUCAUGCAGUGAUAUUAUGACCACAGAGGUUCCAUUAUGUGAUGGGGUACAUUGCUAAACUCAGCAAGAAAAGAAACGUCCUCUCACUGUCAACUGUGUUUAUUUUCAGCAAACUUAACAUGUGUAAAUGUUUGUAUGAACAUAACAAGAUUCAACAACUGAGACAUAAACUGAA